This is a messenger RNA of Halichondria panicea, 824 nucleotides long. Its product is annotated as mitochondrial coenzyme A diphosphatase NUDT8-like. NCBI's taxonomy places the organism in Eukaryota, Metazoa, Porifera, Demospongiae, Suberitida, Halichondriidae. The record is from RefSeq and is a predicted model, not a curated record. Gene Ontology annotation, molecular function: coenzyme A diphosphatase activity. The coding region runs from base 38 to 730 and encodes 230 amino acids. The transcript has 3 exons.
UAGUGUAGCGAUCCGUUCCUAUUUUGUAGACUAUUAAAUGGAAGAAGACAAGGAACACUGGAGAAGUGUAUUCGAGCCAGCUAAUGUUCAGCGAGUGGUAGCCAGACUAGCCCAGACACAGAGAGAGGAGCAAUGGCCAGAGGAGGCUGAUAGGAAGUGUGCAGCUGUCCUGGUUCCCCUGGUAACUGUGGGAGGAGAACCUUCUGUACUGUUCACUCUGAGAUCCAGAGAGUUGUCUCAUCACAGGAACCAAGUCAGUUUUCCCGGUGGUGUAGUGGAUGAUGGAGAUGGCACGUCCACUGCCACAGCCCUAAGGGAGACGGAGGAGGAGCUGGGGAUUUCCCCUCAGAGUGUGGAGGUGUGGGGGAGACUCCAUCCACUUCCUGGCCGUGGCCGCUCCUCUAUCAUCACUCCAGUGGUUGGUAGAGUGAGGGAGCUGGACUUCACUACACUGAGAGUCAACCCAGCUGAGGUGGAGGAGGUGUUCACGCUGCCCCUGCAUCACCUGGCCAACCCUCGUCACCAAGGGUACACAGAGUUCAGGAUGAGGGGGCGUAGUCUCACCUCGUAUCAUAGCCCCGCCUUUAGAGGAGGUCCCCAUCGGAUAUGGGGGUUUACAGGGUUCAUUCUGGACAUGGUGUUAUUGAGACUGGCCCCCACAGCUGUCAAGUACUCUCCCAUUGUCAGCAGAACACUCACCACCACCAUAGCUAGAACAUUCAAACACUGACUGUGGACACAAUUCUUGAAUCCACACUGUUGGUAUUUGUGGGUGGGGCUGUGGCUUUGUCAAAUUAUUACAUAUGUAUAGUGCAAGUGUUGAA